Messenger RNA from Dovyalis caffra, 267 nucleotides. The record is from the annotation of a GenBank genome assembly. Lineage: Eukaryota; Viridiplantae; Streptophyta; Magnoliopsida; Malpighiales; Salicaceae.
AUGGACGAAGAUCACGAGCGUGUGGUUGAUUGCACAACUCCUAACUUUACUGGGAUAAUUUCUGUCAUGGAUCCGAGUAGAAGCUGGGCGGCUCGCUGGUUGAGAAUUGGAAGAUUUGUACCUGGUUGUUACACACUUGCUGUUUCAGAGGCACUUCCAGAGGACUUACAGAGAGAAAGGGUGAAAGAGACAGGAGAAAGACCGGAGAGGCGUGGAGCAGCUACCCACUUCGCACGAGCACUUGGUUUGGGUAAACUUACCACCUAA